This is a messenger RNA of Quercus lobata, 1608 nucleotides long. RefSeq names its product putative disease resistance protein RGA3. The coding region runs from base 1 to 1608 and encodes 535 amino acids. The record is from RefSeq and is a predicted model, not a curated record. The transcript has 2 exons. Gene Ontology annotation, molecular function: ADP binding. Lineage: Eukaryota; Viridiplantae; Streptophyta; Magnoliopsida; Fagales; Fagaceae.
AUGGCUGAUGCACUACUUACUGAUCUCUUUAAUCAGUUGGCUUCAAUCACUGUUCAGCUGGCUAAAGAAGAGAUCAAGUUGCUUGUUGGCGUUGAUGAAGAAGUCCAAAAGCUUCAAGACAAGCUCGGAUUCAUCAAGGCAAUGCUGGAUGAUGCCGAUAAAAGACAUGCAGUGAAGCUGUAUACUGAGAAGCUUUGGUUAGAGCAGCUCCAAGACAAAUACUACGAUAUGGAUGACGUUUUGGACACCUGGAGCACUGCAAGGAUCAAAGCAGAGAUAGAGAAAAAAGAAGGAAAACCAGCUGAUGUUAACGCUCCUGCUGUUGUGAAGAAGGUAUGCUCCUUCCCAUCUCCAUCAUGUUGUUUUAACCUUCCACUGCGUCAUGAUCUUGGUCACAAGAUUAAAAACCUGAAUGAAAAAUUAGAUGAGAUUUUCAAUGAAAGAGAGAAGUAUGGGAUUGACUUUAACAGGCAACCUGAAGUGGUUGAGCGACCAAUAACUACGUCCUUUGUGGAUGAGUCCGAUAUAAUUGGUCGUGAUAGAUAUAGGGAUGACCUACUAAGCGUCCUCUUAGGCAAGGGUAGUCCAAAGGAAAGAAAACCCCAUGUCAUAUCUUUAGUGGGCAUGGGAGGUCUUGGAAAAACCACUCUCGGCCAAAUAGCCUACAAUCAUGGUGAGGUGCAGGCCCAUUUUGAAAAAAGAAUGUGGGUUUGUGUUUCUGAUCCUUUCGAUCAGUGCAAGGUUGCCAAGGCAAUCAUUGAAUCUCUUGAGGGCCAAUCUCCCAACGCUAUUGAAUUGCAAAGUUUGUUAGGUAAACUUUGUAGUUUGAUUGGGGGAAAGAGGUUCUUUCUUGUCCUAGAUGAUGUGUGGACUGAAGACUCCACAAAAUGGGAUCCCUUUAGAAAUGUACUCAAAUGUGGUGCUGAAGGUAGUAGAAUUCUAGUGACCACACGUAAAACUAGGGUUGCAAACAUGAUGGAGAGUUCCCCCAUAAUCGAUUUGGGGGUAUUGUCCCCCAAUGACUGUUGGUUGAUUAUCAAGAAAAUAGCAUUUUCUGAUGAUUAUGGAGAGCAAUAUAUGGAUUUAGAAGACUUGGGCAAACAACUAGCAAAUAAGUGUAAAGGUUUGCCACUUGCUGCAAAGACUCUAGGGGGUCACAUGCGUGGCAAAAUAAGUAAAGAAGAGUGGGAGAAGGUUUUGGACAAUGGUUUAUGGGACUUAGAAGAUAUUGAAAAGGGUCUUUUGGGACCACUUUUGUUGAGUUAUUAUGAAUUGUCUUUAUCAGAGAAACAAUGUUUCUUAUUUUGUGCUGUUUUUUCGAAAGAUUAUCAUUUCGAUAAAUUUGAGUUAAUCAUCAAUUGGAUAGCACAAGGAUAUAUCAACUCAAAAGAAAAUAUGGAGAGGGAAGCAGAGCACUACUUUGAAAAUUUAGCCAUGCGCUCUUUUUUUCAAGACUUUUGGAAAGAUGAUAAUGAUGGUAAAAUUAUGCAUGAUGAUGUGGUUGAGGUGGACAAGAUUGAGGACAGUAAUCAUGAGGAAGAUGAUGGGGCUGGGUUUGAGGCGGAUGAACAAGUGGUGGAAGUAAACAUUGAUGAAAGGGAUUUGUGA